AUGGGAAACGCAAACUGUGGACGAACAGUGUCAGAUUCAGUAUCGGUUAGCGUUGAAGAUAACACCACUAACAACACGAACAAUAAUAUUAUCAUCAGUAGUAACAACACUAGCAGUACUGAAACUCGCAUCAAUCCUCCUCCGAAUGACGGCUAUCAGGGGUUGGAAGGACUACCCAGCGGUAUGGAAAAGGAACGAGGAUGUAGUGAGAAGAUAGCAAAGCGCCGGGCCUCCAUUAGUCCAAAAGAUGAUCCUUGGUUGCUUUUUCCUAAGAGAGGGUUUGUUGGAAAAAAUACACAGAACAGUCCGUCGACGUUAUCAUCGUAUUGUGUGUCACUGCCAACACUUUCUACGUCCAUUUCUUCUUAUCCUUCUCGUGUUAUUGCCACCUCCUCAUACUUUACCUCCACUUCUUCCUAUCCUACUUCAUCCUUCUCCUCACUCUCGUCGUUGGCCUCUUCCUCGCAUAAGAAGAGAAUAGUGAAAACGACGGGGUCGCAGAAAUCAUACACGGCAGGGACCAGGAACGGUCUGUGUUCUCUUCCUAACAUCAGCAAUAAUACCGGUCAGUGCACCUUACAUCGGAAUCAAAUACACUCAAACGUCAGUCCUACUACUACUGUUUCUCCUACUGACUCUGCCGCUGUUGCUGUACCUCCCGCAUUACCUGGCGCAGCGGUGGAGUCCCGCCGGCAGCUGUUCUUCAACGAUUUACCAGAUUUCAAAAACCAAAGUGUAAAUGGGAGGAGAAAAGAGAGCGAUGCCAUCAUCCGUACAGAUGCAGGAUCUGCAUCUAAUGAUAUGAAUUCUACACCAACUCAUCGCCCAAGCAGUGUAGUUUUUUCGAGUAACGUGGAGGUUUUGCGUGUUGAUGGAAGUACUGUGAAUCGGAAUCUCAUUGAGAAUAACUUAUACCGUGAAAGCUUGGCACAACGCUGUAAAAUUACUUCAGAGGAGUAUUCUCCAUAG
Messenger RNA from Trypanosoma theileri, 969 nucleotides. RefSeq lists its product as uncharacterized. The record is from RefSeq and is a predicted model, not a curated record. Lineage: Eukaryota; Euglenozoa; Kinetoplastea; Trypanosomatida; Trypanosomatidae. The coding region runs from base 1 to 969 and encodes 322 amino acids. The transcript has a single exon.